AAAUGAUAUAAUAAAUACCUGAUUAAGAAGACAUCAAUACAUCUAUUGAUUAGCUCAAAUAAACAUAAUAAAGUUUGCAGAGUCUAAUUUAAAAUGUGGCAACAUAAAAUUUUAUGAUAAUGAAUACGAUUAUGCAUCAAUAGCAAGUAAGAAUUUUAUAUAAUCUUAGCAAAUGGCAGAAACAAGUACUUCUAAUUUUGUAAGGUUUGCUCAUUUAAGUGACUUGAUCUAGUAGGUGAUUUCACAUUUCUAAAUUGAUGCUAGCAAUGAGAUUGAAGGCAAUCUAGCUCAUUAAAGAAAAGAAGCUCAAAAAGGCUUAGAAUACAUUAUAGAAGAUACGGAAAAAUGAUUCUAAUAUAUCAAUUAAUU
Paramecium sonneborni is the source of this 369-nucleotide messenger RNA. The record is from the annotation of a GenBank genome assembly. Lineage: Eukaryota; Ciliophora; Oligohymenophorea; Peniculida; Parameciidae.